UGUAGACUUUUCUUUUCUGGAGAAAGCUUUUGUAAAUACAAUUCGAGAGAUUCCGAUUCCAUCUAGAGAGGUGAUGGAAGAAGCGAACGGCGACGACGAUGAGCUACGAAAGAACACAACUUUACAGCGGAGGAGUUCGAUUCUUCUUCUUCUUCUUCUUCUUGUGUUAAUCUCCUUGAGCGCUACGACGAGGGUCUCUGCUUCGGUAGACGAAUCUGGAAGAAGAAGAGUGAUCGAAGCUAGAAGCGGACAAGACUUGGUUUGGGUGGUUCAGCUAUCAGAUCUCCAUUUCAGUGUUCAUCACCCCGACAGAGCUAUCGAUUUCAGAAACUUACUCGGUCCUGCUCUCUCCCUCAUCAACCCUUCUCUCGUCUUUAUCACCGGCGAUCUCACAGAUGGGAAGAGUAAAGACAUGUUAACAAUGAAGCAAAACGAAGAAGAGUGGUUAGAGUACGAGAGCGUGAUGCAAGACGUUGUCAAGAGAAGUGGGUUGAAUAAAACCUUAUUCUAUGAUCUUAGGGGUAACCACGACAACUUUGGUGUCCCCUCUCUUAAUUCAUCAGUUGAUUUCUUCUCAAAGUAUAGCAUCAAUGGGAAGUUAGCAAGGAAAGAUAAUAUCAACACCAUCACUCUCGAGACUAGUGAACGUAAACAUCUCUUCGUUGGUGUUGACACCACAAUGAGUAUUGGACUACGCGGCCCAACAAACCUCUUCGGGCACCCAACCGAUGAGCUUCUAACCUCGCUCGACUCACAGUUAUCGCAAUGGGAUGACGACAAGCCGACAAAGCCUGUGACUAAGAUCUCAUUCGGACAUUUCCCGUUAUCCUUCUCAGCUCUAACACAUUCCAAAAAGAGCCUUAGGGACGUGUUCUUGAAGCACUCCGUCUCCGCUUACCUCUGUGGACACCUGCACUCGAGGUUCGGCAAGAACCUCAAGAGACUCCACCGCUCCGGCGGCGUCAGUUUAUCGGAUAACGACUUGUUUCAGCUGAACAUGAGGCGGAGCGGCGCCGAUGAAAGUGCUACGAACUGUUCUUUCGGAGCCUCCCCGGAUGCGGAGUUCUGGGAGUGGGAGAUGGGUGACUGGAGAAAGAACAGGGCGGUCCGGAUCGUGGCUGUCGAUAGAGGUCAUGUCUCGUACCUUGAUCUCGACUUCAAGUCGUCGGAUUCUCAUAAGACCAUCGUGUUACCGACUUUUCCAUUAGAUUCACGUUUCAUGUCGACGUCGUUAGCACGCCACAGAUACGAGUGUCAGCACAUGAUCUCUUCCUCCUACGACGCGAUAAGAGCCAUUGUGUUUUCUCAAUCUCUGGUUGUUGAUGUUGUCGCUAGAGUCUAUGACUCAACUCCUGGAUUCAACAAUCUAGUCAUGGAAGCUCCUAUGAGAAAACAUGGUUCCACUUCUGGAGCAUCUUUUUAUUCACUCCCGUGGAACUAUAGAGCCUUUGAAGAUUCUUUACCUGAUAGGUAUUGGCUUCAGAUAGAAGUGACUGACAUCAAAGGAAGAUCGACUUUAUCGGAGCUGCGUCCGUUUUCAAUCAACGGUCUGAGCUCUAGAGUGUCGUGGACGUGGAACGAGUUUCGUGUAAUGGGCUGCCAAUGGGCCGCGUUGUACUUCCCCAUUCUAUGGUCUGUGAUAAGCUGUUUGCUUCUUGCUUUCUUUAUUCCGAAAUGCAUCAUCGUUGUUUUCAAGAAGCAGUACACUCUCAAGAAGUUCGUCGCCAAGAAAGGACUGUUCACGCUUGUGCUGUGGAUUCUCCAAGACCUUUGUAGACUCCCUGUGGUUUGGUUCGGUUACGUGGCGUAUUUGCUUUAUCUCAUAUUCUUCCCUUGGUUCUCCGGCGAAGUGUUUACUGACUCCGGGAAGAGAACGUACAUGACUAUUAUGGGAUGGGUGGUCACGACCGGAGAGAGGAAACAUGAGUACGUUGGGGAGCCUGAUGUGAUGGUUCUGGUGAUUCCUCAUCUGGUCUUUGUUGUCAUCCCGAGUUUGUUGAUUGUGUGUUGUUUUGUUGCUGAGAGAGAACUCUACAAAGAGCAUAUUAGAGCUGUAUCUGGUAAGAAGGAAGAUGACCAUAAUGACCGGGGAAGGAAGAAGAGAUGGCAACGCCGGUCUGUGUUGUUCUCUAAGAGGAGAUUGGUUCGGAAGUCGCUAUUGCUGGCUUCAUUGGCUCUGUACUGGAAGCAUUUCAAGAAUUGCUGGAGUCUAGCUAGAGCUUAUGAGAUGAACGUGGUUCAUUUUCCAGGUUACAGUCUUGUGGUUCCCUUGUUGCUACUUUAUGUUAUCUUCAAAACUCAUAAAGCUCCAUGAGAGAACAACAAAAAACUCUGAGACAGUUUUCUCAAUUAUCUUCUUAUUGAAAAAGAGCAAAUUGUUUUGUUUAGCA
Messenger RNA from Brassica napus (rape), 2390 nucleotides. Its product is annotated as putative metallophosphoesterase At3g03305. Gene Ontology annotation, molecular function: hydrolase activity. The coding region runs from base 74 to 2314 and encodes 746 amino acids. NCBI's taxonomy places the organism in Eukaryota, Viridiplantae, Streptophyta, Magnoliopsida, Brassicales, Brassicaceae. The transcript is spliced from 4 exons. The record is from RefSeq and is a predicted model, not a curated record.